UAUAAAUGCACUGAAGAAAUGGUCUGUACUAGUGAGUGCAAUUCACUAGGAUGAGUCUAGUGCCUAUUCACGUCCAAAACUAAUAUGAUUGAAAAGCUUGUAUUAGUUGUCCUCUGGGCUCUCUCCCUGUGCAAAGGUUUGGAUAGCUCAUCCGAGAAACAUGUUCCCAUAUCUUUGGAGGAAACAAUACUAGGUCGAAACCGCGGGUUUUGCAGCACAUGGGGAAAUGGAGCGUUCAGGACUUUUGAUGAUAAGUUGUAUCAUUUUACGUCAACCUGCAACUACAUUCUGAGUCACCACUGCAAAAAUGGUGCAGAGGAUUUCAACAUCCAGAUCCGUCGAGGGUCAGAUGGUAAUCUGGAACAUGUAUUCAUCCAGAUAGAAGGGGUCAAAAUUCUGGUGGUGAAUGGGACCAUUUCAGUUCAAGAUGCAGUAAUACAGCUACCAUAUCAUGACAAGGUAAUUGGCAUCUAUAAAAGAGGAAUUUACACACAACUAUCAAACAGAAAGCAUACUAUAUCUGUGAACUGGAAUAAUGAAGAUGCAUUAUGGGUAACUAUUGAUGAUAAAUAUCAAGGACAAUUGUGUGGCCUUUGUGGGAACUUUGACAUAAACAGCAGCAGCAAUUAUGAUUCGAAUUUUCUAAAUACAAACAAACUAGAUGUUUUGGGCCACACAUGUCAUAGUAACCCCCAAUCAAGUGAAACAUGUGAAGCGAGUUCUCAUUGUCAGGCAAUUUCAUCUCUGUUCCUGUCGUGCUUUGACAACAAAGUGAUUGGGCAAUACUGGAAGCUUUGUCGGGCAGAUGUUUGCAGCUGUAAGGGACCGGGGUGUCAAUGUGCAACCUUUGCAGAAAUUGCACGGCAUUGUGAUAAAGCUGUCUUCCAGUACUGGGAAAACUGGAGGACACAGACGGAGUGUGCAUUCCCCACCUGUCCAGGGAAUCAGAUAUACAAGGAGUGUGGCCCUUCCUAUAUUCCAACAUGCACCGAUCGGAAUCCCCAACAACAGUCCAAAGAGUGUGUGAAUACUUGUGUCUGUCCAGAAGGGAAAGUUCUGGAUAAUGUAAGAGGCAGUAACAGGUGCAUAACUGAAAGUGCAUGUCCUUGUGAAUACAGCGGACAGAUUUAUCCAGCUGGCGAGAUCAGAAACACUUCAUGCCAGUCAUGCAUUUGUGAAAGUGGAAAAUGGGCAUGCUUUUACCGCAGCUGCCCUGGGAGAUGUACCAUUGAAGAAGCAACAUAUUUUACAACAUUUGAUAACACCUUCUACAGUUUGGUUGGAGAUUGUUCAUACUACGCAGUUUUAACAAAUGACUGGAAUAUUGAGGUUGCGAUCCAUCAAUGUCAAGCAGCAUUUAAGCAGACAUGCUUGCAGCGUGUUACCCUAACUCAGAAUCAGACCAGCAUUGUGUUCAACAAUGAUGGCAAUAUAUACUUAGAUGGAAAUGAAGUUGCAAGCCCCCUGAGAACAGGAGAAAUAAUAAUAUUUUGGCAGUCCUCAAAGUUCAUUCAAGUGGCAACAACAUUUGGCCUGAAAAUGCAAGUGCAGAUAGAUCCUGUUAUGCAGCUUUACAUCUCUUUGUCUGAGGAUGCAAAAGGAAGCACAAAAGGUUUAUGUGGCACCUUCAAUGAUGAUGCAGAUGAUGACUUCCUUUCUGCACAGAGCAUUGUGGAGAGUACACCCAUUACUUUUGCUAACUCCUGGAAGACUGGGGACAGUUGUCCUGAACCAACAAUACCUUCUCCUUGUGUCAGUUCAGAAAAUGAAAUCUACGCCAAGCUACAUUGCUCCCACUUAAAAGAUCCAGUCGGUGCAUUCUCUGUUUGUCAUUCAACGGUGGAUUACCUGAAAUACUAUCAAAUGUGUGUAGCUGCCACUUGUGCCUGUGAGAACAUCAACGACUGUCUGUGUGCAGGAUUGGGAGCGUAUGUUCAUGAGUGUGCAGCUCAUGGUGUCAUCGUCAGAAACUGGAGGAAAGACAUCUGCAAUAAACCAUGUGCAAACACACAGGUCUUUGAGAAUGACAUGAAGACCUGUAACCGCACCUGUCGAUCAUUAUCCCGUUAUGAUUAUACCUGUGAUGUUGAGGACGUGCCAGUUUUUGGCUGUGGCUGUCCUGAGGGGAAAUACAUGGAUAACUCUGGAGAAUGUAUUGAUAAAUCAGACUGCUCCUGCUAUUUGGGUGAUACAGUUAUCAAAAAAGGACAAAGCAUAAAUCUGAAUGGUAGAAUCUGCACAUGUGAAAAUGGGAAAUUUUCCUGUCCUGUAGUUCCAACCACCACACAGCCAGGAUGCCUAAAUGGGAAGAUUUAUAAUGACUGCACUAAUAACCUCUUCCAUGGAAAGAGCAAAGCAAAGACAUGCAGAGGUCGAAAUAUCCCAUCUUCAAGUAGUCGGUGUGUCCCUGGCUGUGUUUGUCCUGGUAAUCUUGUGGAAGAUGACACCGGAAGAUGUAUUGACCCUGAACAGUGUCCUUGUUUAUUUGGAGGAGAAAGUCACAAUUCUGGUGAAACAAUCCGAAGGGACUGCAAUAAAUGCACUUGUCGAGCUGGAGUAUGGCAAUGUACCACUAAUCCAUGUCCAAAGACCUGUCAGGUCCAUGGAGACGGUCAAUAUCUAACCUUUGAUGGAAAGAGAUAUAUGUUUGAUGGCAACUGUGAAUAUAUUUUUGCUGAGGAUUAUUGCAAUCGAGGAAACGGGACAUUCCAAAUAUUAACAGAAAGUGUUCCAUGUUGUGAAAAUGGUGUGAUAUGCUCAAGAAAUAUCAAAAUUUUGCUUACGGGCAAAGAAUUUAUUCUAACAGAUGGCAAAGUAAUUCAAUCUGAUAAAUCUCGUGAAACCCAAUGUGUAGAUAGUUCCUACUCACUUCACGCUCUUGGACUCUAUUUAAUCCUUAAAUUUUCCAAUGGGAUCACUGUGAUAUGGGACAAACGAACAAGAGCUUCAAUCACAUUGGAUCCAAGAUGGAAGAACAAAGUAUGUGGUCUGUGUGGGAAUUUUAACGAUGAUGUUGCAGAUGAUCUAACAACCAAGGGGAACUCUGUGGUGACUAAUGCUGUAAAAUUUGGAAGCAGCUGGAAAUCAUCAUUGUCUUGUUCUGAUACAAUGAAUCAAACAUUCCCUUGUGACAGAAAUCCCUACUGUUUAGCAUGGGCCCAGAGAAAAUGUGGUAUUAUCAAGGAUGCUGUUUUUCAAAAAUGCCAUAAAAAGGUUGAUCCGACACCAUUCCAUGAUGCUUGUGUCCAGGAGGCUUGUGCCUGUGAUUUGGAAGGGAAAUAUUUGGGUUUCUGUACUGCUGUAGCAGUGUAUGCUGAAGCUUGUAACAAAGCUGGUGUUUGUGUUUCCUGGAGAACCCCAGACUUAUGCCCUGUAUAUUGUGACUAUUAUAACACUCCUGGGGAAUGCAGCUGGCACUAUCGACCUUGUGGUACAUUAACAACAAAAACCUGCUCAGACCAUUACAUAGGAAAGAAGUUCUCUGCUGUACUUGAAGGCUGUUAUGCAAAAUGUCCAGAGAAUGCUCCUUAUCUGGAUGAAAACAAAAUGAAAUGUGUAAAUGUGACAGAAUGCACUUGUUAUUAUAAUGGGAAAAUACUGCAACCAGGUGAAACAACAAGCAACGACUGUGAGGAAUGUGAAUGCAAGAAUGGGAAAGUCACAUGCAGAGCACCACCUAAAACAACAGUGAAGCCAACACCUCCAUCCACUACAACCAACAGAAUUGUAUCAUUAAAAACAACAGUGAAGCCAACACCUUUGUCAGCUACAACCAACAGAAUUGAAGAGACAACUACAAGAAUAAUAUGGGAAACAACUUCGACAGAAACACCACCAGUGAUACCAACUACAACCAUGUCUACCACCAGCUACAUACCAGAAAGCACACCACCACCAGGGAGACCGACUACAAUGACAUCUACCAGCAGCUAUAUACCUGAAAUGACAACACCGCCAGAGAGAUUAACUACAAUAACAUCUACCAGCAGCUACAUACCUGAAACCACACCACCCCCAGGGAGAAUGACUACAACCAUAUCUACCAGCAGCUACCUACCAGAAACAACAUCAACACCAGGGAGACCGACUACAACCACAUUAACCAGCAGCUACAUACCUGAAGAGGAAUGUAAUGGUGAAUGGUCCCCUUGGAUUAAUGACAAUACACCUACUGAGAGCAGUCCGGGGGAUUCUGAAUUAUUGGAUCCAUUACGUGAUGAACUGUGUCUCUCCUCUUCCGAUACAAUUAAUAAAAUUCAGUGCCAAUUUGUUGAUUUCCCCGAGUGGCCAGUGAGCCAAUCAAUAGACAAUGUGACCUGUGACAGAGACACAGGACUUGUCUGUACAUUCAAUGAAAGUGAUUUGGAAGGAAGGAGGUUUUGCUACGACUACCAAAUUCGAGUUUGCUGUGAGCCACAAAUAACAACAGAAUGGACAACAACAAAUCUACCAGAAACCACCUCUACAAACACCAUUCCAGAAACCACACCACGACCAGGUAGACCGACUACAGCUACAUCUACCAGCAGCUACAUACCUGAAACAACAUCAACACCAGGGAGACCGACUACAACCACAUUAACCAGCAGCUACAUACCUGAAGAGGAAUGUAAUGGUGAAUGGUCCCCUUGGAUUAAUGACAAUACACCUACUGAGAGCAGUCCGGGGGAUUCUGAAUUAUUGGAUCCAUUACGUGAUGAACUGUGUCUCUCCUCUUCCGAUACAAUUAAUAAAAUUCAGUGCCAAUUUGUUGAUUUCCCCGAGUGGCCAGUGAGCCAAUCAAUAGACAAUGUGACCUGUGACAGAGACACAGGACUUGUCUGUACAUUCAGUGAAAGUGAUUUGGAAGGAAGGAGGUUUUGCUACGACUACCAAAUUCGAGUUUGCUGUGAGCCACAAAUAACAACAGAAUGGACAACAACAAAUCUACCAGAAACCACCUCUACAACCACCAUUCCAGAAACCACACCACGACCAGGUAGACCGACUACAACUACAUCUACCAGCAGCUACAUACCUGAAACAACAUCAACACCAGGGAGACCGACUACAACCACGUUAACCAGCAGCUACAUACCUAAAGAGGAAUGUAAUGGUGAAUGGUCCCCUUGGAUUAAUGACAAUACACCUACUGAGAGCAGUCCGGGGGAUUCUGAAUUAUUGGAUCCAUUACGUGACGAACUGUGUCUCUCCUCUUCCGAUACAAUUAAUAAAAUUCAGUGCCAAUUUGUUGAUUUCCCCGAGUGGCCAGUGAGCCAAUCAAUAGACAAUGUGACCUGUGACAGAGACACAGGACUUGUCUGUACAUUCAGUGAAAGUGAUUUGGAAGGAAGGAGGUUUUGCUACGACUACCAAAUUCGAGUUUGCUGUGAGCCACAAAUAACAACAGAAUGGACAACAACAAAUCUACCAGAAACCACCUCUACAACCACCAUUCCAGAAACCACACCAGCACCAAGUAGACCGACUACAGCUACAUCUACCAGCAGCUACAUACCUGAAACAACAUCAACACCAGGGAGACCGACUACAACCACAUUAACCAGCAGCUACAUACCUGAAGAGGAAUGUAAUGGUGAAUGGUCCCCUUGGAUUAAUGACAAUACACCUACUGAGAGCAGUCCGGGGGAUUCUGAAUUAUUGGAUCCAUUACGUGAUGAACUGUGUCUCUCCUCUUCCGAUACAAUUAAUAAAAUUCAGUGCCAAUUUGUUGAUUUCCCCGAGUGGCCAGUGAGCCAAUCAAUAGACAAUGUGACCUGUGACAGAGACACAGGACUUGUCUGUACAUUCAAUGAAAGUGAUUUGGAAGGAAGGAGGUUUUGCUACGACUACCAAAUUCGAGUUUGCUGUGAGCCACAAAUAACAACAGAAUGGACAACAACAAAUCUACCAGAAACCACCUCUACAAACACCAUUCCAGAAACUACUCAACGGAUACCGACUACAACUACAUUAACCAGCGUCUACUUACCUGAAACAACCUCAGCACCAGCCAGUACGACUCCAACUACAACUACACCUUUCACAAGCUACAACCCUGAGGAGGAAUGUAAUGGUGAAUGGUCCCCUUGGAUUAAUGACAAUACACCUACUGAGAGCAGUCCGGGGGAUUCUGAAUUAUUGGAUCCAUUACGUGAUGAACUGUGUCUCUCCUCUUCCAAUACAAUUAAUAAAAUUCAGUGCCAAUUUGUUGAUUUCCCCGAGUGGCCAGUGAGCCAAUCAAUAGACAAUGUGACCUGUGACAGAGACACAGGACUUGUCUGUACAUUCAGUGAAAGUGAUUUGGAAGGAAGGAGGUUUUGCUACGACUACCAAAUUCGAGUUUGCUGUGAGCCACAAAUAACAACAGAAUGGACAACAACAAAUCUACCAGAAACCACCUCUACAAACACCAUUCCAGAAACAACACCACAAAUCCAGAAAACAACUUCAAUUACAUCUACCACCAGCUUCGUACCUGAAACGACACCAUCAAUUGUGACAACUACAUCUGCCACCAGCUCCAUAACUGAAACUAUACCACCGAUACAGACAACAACUACAUCUACCACCAGCUACAUACCUGGAGGAUAUACAACCGCCAGAACGUCACCUAUCAGAACCACUACUACAGAACCAUAUUGCAAUGGUGUAUGGUCACCCUGGUUUAACGAAAAUACGCCAUCUAUUCAGAACAAAGGGGAUUCUGAAUUACUGGAGACAAUUCACUAUAAACUGUGUCCUUUCUCCCCCUAUCAAAUAAAUGACAUUGUUUGUGAAGCUGUCAAGUUCCCACAACUACCAAUAAGUGAAAUAAAUGAUAACGUUACUUGUGAUAUAAACAAAGGACUGAUUUGUAAUUACAAUGAGCAGACACCCAAGAAUCACCUCAUGUGUUUGGACUAUAGAAUUAGGGUGUGCUGUGAGCCAAUACAAACAUCACAAGCUACUACCACAGCCAUUGUACCUGUAGUCCAUUCUACAAUCUAUGAGCCUCUAAUAACCCGUGUCACAAAGAAACCUCUAGAAUCUUGUCAGUGCAAUUCAAAGCCACCAAGGAUGUGCAUGGAGACAUGGAAAGAAAACUGCACAAUGAUUACUUGCAUCAGAGGAGAUAUUUUUAAAAUCGAUCCUAUUACCUGUCCUGCAUUAAAUAAACCAAGAUGUAACAACAACAUUGAGCCUGUGAAAGUUCGCACUGCAGAUGGAUGUUGUGAGAGAUGGGAAUGUGACUGUGAAUGCGAAAUAUGGGGAGACCCACAUUACAGCACAUUUGAUGGUAUAUGGUAUGAUUUUUUUGAGAACUGCACAUACACCUUGGUGGAAGAACGGGUUCCAAAAUACAAUUUCUCAGUUCUGGUGGACAAUUAUUUUUGCCUCCCAUUCAUAAAGAAGUCUUGUCCUAGGGGCCUAAUUAUAUCUUACAUGGGAAACGUUGUACAUAUUUCAACUGCAGGAACAUAUGUGUUGACAGUCAAUGGAAAUGAUGUGAGACCUCCCUACAAUGCAAAUGGAUUUAUCAUUACUAAACUGGGCAUCAGCACAUAUAUUUCAGUUCCUGUUAUUCGAACAACUAUUACUGCUUACCCUAAUGCCUUUAAGAUCAGGGUGCCAGAACAAUACUUCCUUGACAACACCCAAGGCCAAUGUGGAUCCUGUUCACACUCCCCACCCCAAUGCAUAAGAAGAAAUGGAAAGGCUGAGCCAUCUGACUGUUGUCACAAAACUGCAUUUGAUUGGAGAGUUCAAGAUUCCAGAAAGCCUUACUGUCAAUCAGCUGCUACAAAUGUGCCUUGUAUCCCAGCACCCACUCCUCCAACAUGCAAACCUGAAGAAACAAUCUGUGAUCUCAUUCAAAGCAAGCCAUUUAAACAAUGCAGAGAAAGGAUCAACCUCGACAAGUACCUCAAGACUUGUAUCUUUGACCACUGUGUGAUAAAUUCUACGAUUGACUGUGCCAGCUUGGAAACUGCUGCUUUAGCUUGUGCUAGUGUUGGUAUAUGUGUUGACUGGAGGCCUUUCACCAAUGGCAUGUGCAAUUAUACCUGCAAUCAGGGUUUCGAGUACAGGUCGUGUCAAAGCAAGGAAGAUGAUUGGUGCAAGAAUAAUACAUUGAAAGCUGGGGAAGUAUUAACUCCUUUCGAAGAAGGUUGCUUUUGUCCAAAUGGAAUGCUCCUAUCUGAAGAUAAAUCCAGAUGUGUUUCUGUUUGUCAAAUUUGCCGUGACCAGUUUGGACAACCAAGAGAGGAGGGUGAUACAUGGGAGGAUGCCAAUAAUCCAUGUAUCUCCUAUGAAUGUACUGAGUUUGGAGUCGUAAUCAGAAAUAUAUCCUGCAAUCAGGAUGAAAGCUGCCCUGAGUCUGACAGAGUUUACCUGAAUCAUUGUUGUUUUGAAUGCAGAUCGGCGCAAGAACAUUGCAAAGUUAAUAAAUUUAAUGAAACAAUCAAAACGGGAUAUUGUGAAGCAACAUUUGAAGCAACACAAUGUCUUGGGCGUUGUUCAUCAGUUACACGAUAUGACUUCAAAAGGCAUCGCAUGGACCCUUAUUGCCAGUGUUGCCGUGAAGACAAGACUGAAAAAGCAUCAGUGACACUACAGUGCAAAAAUGGAAGGACCAGGAGAGUAGAGUAUACCAGUAUCAAGUCGUGCAAAUGCAAAGAUUGUGGAGACAGCUUUCAAAAUCUGAUAAACAAGUCCCAAAAGCCGAUAAAGAAGUUCAAAAAUCUGAUAAACAAGUUCCAAAAAGUGAUACCUAAGCCCCAAAAGCCAGAAAACAAAUACCAAAAGCCGAAAAGCCAAUACGAAAAGCCGAAAAGCAAACACCAAAAGCCAAAGCCCAAGUCCCAAAAGCCAAAAACCAAGUAGAUCAAUUGAAUAAAUGGCACGAUUUUGACAGCCUAAUUUUUCAAAUCUGAUUUUGAUUUUAUUCUCAGGAGUUCUUUGCUAAUUGAUUUCUUUCAAUUGAUUUUCAUUGUUAUUUCUUUAAAAAAAAACCCUGAAAAUCUUUUUUUUGAUAAAUGGUAUGGUUUUGUGGUGGGAGGUGGUUGAAUAUUUAUAACUGUUUUACUGUAUUUAUUGGACACUUGGGACUUAUGUGAUUGGAAACAAUAAUAAACAAAUCUG
This is a messenger RNA of Stegostoma tigrinum, 9102 nucleotides long. RefSeq names its product mucin-5AC-like. Gene Ontology annotation, molecular function: protein binding. Gene Ontology annotation, cellular component: extracellular matrix. Lineage: Eukaryota; Metazoa; Chordata; Chondrichthyes; Orectolobiformes; Stegostomatidae. The record is from RefSeq and is a predicted model, not a curated record. The transcript has 66 exons. Bases 85 to 8844 code for a protein of 2919 amino acids.